Messenger RNA from Cygnus atratus (black swan), 1408 nucleotides. It is a transcript of the gene SACK1G, whose product is annotated as family with sequence similarity 83 member G. The record is from RefSeq and is a predicted model, not a curated record. The transcript has a single exon. Gene Ontology annotation, biological process: BMP signaling pathway. The coding region runs from base 67 to 720 and encodes 217 amino acids. Lineage: Eukaryota; Metazoa; Chordata; Aves; Anseriformes; Anatidae. Gene Ontology annotation, cellular component: nucleus; cytosol.
CGACACCCGGCACUCGCCCAACGGACCGAGCUCCCUCCGGAGAAGGAAGCGGCGUGUUGGGGCACCAUGGCGUUCUCCCAGGUGCAGUGCCUGGACGACAGCCACGUCAACUGGAGGUCCAGCGAGUCCAAGCCUGAGUUCUUCUACAGCGAGGAGCAGCGCCUGGCCCUGGAGGCGCUGGCCUCCCGCGGCCCCGACGCCUUCUACGAGGUCCUGAAGAAGGAGAACAUCAGGGACUUCCUCUCCGAGCUGGAGCUAAAGAAGAUCCUGGACACGCUCGAGACGUACGACCCCGGCUCCGAGUACAUCCCGCGCCACGGCAGCAGCACCGGGGAGAGCGAGGGCGACGGCGACAGCCAAGGGGACGAGCAGGGGGUGGCCCCGUCCCUGGAGUACUGGCCGCAGAGGUCCGACCGCUCCAUCCCCCAGCUGGACCUCGGCUGGCCCGAGACCAUCGCCUACCGCGGGGUGACCCGCGCCACCGUCUACAUGCAGCCGCCCAUCGAGGGGCAGGCGCACAUCAAGGAGGUGGUGCGCAAGAUGAUCUGCCAGGCUCAGAAGGUGAGGUGCGCCCGGGGACUGAGCUGGGAUUUGCCCCAGGCUGUCCUGCUGAGCCCGGAUCCUCAGGUCCUGCUCAGCCAGGCGGUCCCGUCCUCUGCCCGAGUCAAGGCAUCGGGGUCAGUCGUUUGGGUUUUUUCCACGUUCGUUCAGAAUAACUGAUAUUUAGAUAUCAGGUUUCACUGAAGACGAUGCUGUUGGCCUGGUCUGACGCUCCCCAGGAGCAAAACAACUCUUUCCAUAGCCGCUGCGGCAGCUUUGCUCAUCCCAGGGUCCCCAUGGGGCGAACCGCAGGGCAGUAAAAAUGGUUGAGGUGGUUCCUAGCUCCGAGCCCACACUCCUGGCCACCCCGUGAUCCUUAUUCCCAGAGCACGGUGCCAAUGCAGGCGGCAACACGCAGGAUCUGGAGGAGCUGAGCUCAGCCCUGGGGCAAAGCAGCGACAGGCACCGGUCUCGCAGCAGCACGCAUGUGAAGGUUGAGGCUGGCUGGCGAGUGCCACGUUGCUCUGUUGGCCUCAUCCUGGCUUUAAGAGAAAAGCUGGCGUGCAGGACAAGCCCUGGGAGAUGCCAAGGGGAAGCAAAGCCCCUCUUCGGGCUGGGCUUUCGGUUGAGACCUGUCCUGCCCGUGGCAGCAAACCAAGGAGCAGAGAUUUGGGGCAGAUGAGCAAUGGGGUCAGGCUGGUGUCAUGGGCAGGAGAACAGGGGAAGGAGGUGGUGGUGUGCCUUGAAGGCCAGAGGUGCUGGUCAGAGGCUCCUGGUGCCCCCCAGUGCCCCGGUCCUAGCUGGGAAGCGCAAGAGGGGCCGGUACCUGCUGGUCUCGUGGUGCUGGUGGUUGAAGCCCUUUGAGCUC